AUGCACGGCCUUGCUGGCUGCAGAAGCCAGCUUCUGGUGGCCUGCGGACUUGCUUUGAGCGGCUUCCCGCUGCUGGCCCGGCGGCCCCGGGCUGCUUGGGUAGUCAGCUGCUUCGGCGACAGCCACACCGAGGGCAUCUACGGGGCGCCGUGGGUGCCAGAUCUGCAGCGGCGCCUUCGGGUCGAAUGCCGGAAUUUCGGGAGGAAUGCCUGGACUGCAGCAUCCGUUGCACGUCGAGCAGAUGCUGCGCAGGGCGCAGAGGCAGCCGUGGUCCUGGCGGGGACCAACGAUGCGCUGUUGGAGCUCGCUUGGCGCGCUGGCAACCAAGGCAUGCUUUCCAUCUACAGGGCUUUGAACGAGCUGCCGGCGGAUUAUCAGCCCUCUCAGGAGGCCUUUGCCGCCUCCUUUCGCCACCUGCUAUCAAAGCCUCACGUGUUGCUGUGCUGA
Molecule: messenger RNA, 447 nt
Organism: Symbiodinium sp. CCMP2456
Lineage: Eukaryota; Dinophyceae; Suessiales; Symbiodiniaceae
Source: the annotation of a GenBank genome assembly